Molecule: messenger RNA, 1941 nt
Organism: Phragmites australis (common reed)
Lineage: Eukaryota; Viridiplantae; Streptophyta; Magnoliopsida; Poales; Poaceae
Product: NAD-dependent protein deacetylase SRT1
Exons: 15
Coding region: 231-1670 (479 amino acids)
Molecular function (GO): NAD+ binding
Source: RefSeq, a predicted model, not a curated record
CACGACACCUCAUUUCCAUUGUCUCAACCCAGCCCAGACCACGUCUCUCCCUCUCGUUUCAGUUUCCUUCAUUGCCUAGCUCGAGCGGAGGGAGGCGCAGCCAGCCCUCACCGACCAUGCCCGUCGAACCCUAGGUCCCAGUACGGAGGAGAGCUCGGGGCCUAGUCGAGGCCCGAGAGGCGGGGCAGCACGUCAGCAGACCGAACAAGAAGGCAGCGAAGGGUUGAGAGAUGUCAUUGGGUUACGCUGAGAAGCUGUCCUACCGGGAGGAUGUGGGCAGCGUGGGAAUGCCUGAGAUCUUCGACACCCCUGACCUCCUCCAGAACAAGAUAGAAGAGCUUGCAGUCAUGGUGCAAAAGAGUAAGCACUUAGUGGUGUUUACCGGAGCAGGAAUAUCAACUUCAUCAGGCAUACCUGAUUUCCGAGGGCCCAAGGGUGUCUGGACCUUGCAGCGUGCAGGAAAAGGUGCUCCUAAUGCAUCACUUCCCUUCCAUCGAGCUGUUCCAAGCUUGACUCACAUGGCACUAGUUGAAUUGGAAAGAGCAGGGCUUCUGAAGUUUGUCAUAAGCCAGAAUGUCGACAGUCUACAUCUUCGUUCUGGUUUCCCAAGGGAGAAGCUAGCUGAAUUACAUGGCAAUUCUUUCAAGGAGAUUUGCCCAUGCUGUAAAACUGAGUACCUUCGUGAUUUCGAAAUUGAGACAGUAGGACUGAAGGAUACUCCGAGGCGUUGUUCUGAUAAAAACUGUGGAGCUAGAUUAAAAGAUACAGUUCUUGAUUGGGAGGAUGCUUUACCCCCUGAUGAGAUGAAUUCUGCCAAGGAGCAUUGUCGAACAGCUGAUCUUGUCCUAUGUCUAGGAACUAGCUUGCAGAUUACUCCUGCAUGUAAUAUGCCUCUGUUGUCAAUGAAGAAUGGGGGUAGGGUGGCUAUUGUAAACCUUCAGGCAACUCCAAAGGAUAAAAGGGCAAGCCUUGUCAUCCAUGGACUUGUGGAUAAGGUCAUUGCUGGGGUCAUGAGCAUGCUGAAUCUGCGAAUUCCUCCAUAUAUACGUACUGACUUUGUUCAGCUUAGUCUUCGACACUCGUUGAAAAAGAAAUGUGUAAGAUGGACUCUCCGAGUAACCAGUAUUCAUGGCCUGCGAGCACCAUUGUCAUUUCUUAAGUCCAUCGAGGUUUCCUUUCCAGAAAGACCUGACAUGAAGCCUGUAGUGCUUAAGGAGCAACCAUUUUCUUUGCAGAGGGAAACAUCAAUGAAUAGACCAUUUUUCAUGCUGUUGACAUUAAACUUCAGCGAUGGUUGUGGCUGUUCGAGCUCAUCAAUUGAAUGGCCAGUCGAUUUUCAGAAGCAGAAAGACAGCUUCGUUAGAGAUAGAAGUCUAGUCCUACGGGAGCUGGAGUGUGCUGCAGAGCACGAGUCUUGCGCGGGGCAACAAGAAAUUCUGGAAAGAGAGAGCCUGCCAAGAGCUGAGACCACUGUUCAAGCAAUUGUGACCAACAUCGUUAGGUAUGACACUAAAGAUGACAAGGUGACGCCACCCAAGGAUAAUGGGAUCAAUAGCAGCAGCAGCAACCCUACAAAACGGCACAUGGAAGGCACUGGUUGCUACUCGGCAUCGCCGAAGAAGCUGAAGUGCUUUUUGAAAGACAAAGAAGCUGAACUGCUAAAACCAUAGAAUUCAGAAUUGUGUAUGUUUGUUUCUUUUGUUCAUUAGACGAGUUAGCAUAGCAUAGAUGCAUGAAGUUCAGAUGCAAAGGUGUAACCAAUAAAAGGUUGGACAACUCUUUUGUUGCACAGGAAAGUUAGUUGACUUUAUGUAUAAUACAACCAGCAUUGCUUAGCUACGCCCUCAGGGGAUUUGGUUGCGAUACUUGAUAGCAUGUUGUAAGCUCUCAAGAGACUUCUGAACCUAGUGACUGAACAAAACCAAUACGUGUAAGUGCUCA